GGGAAUGUACAUUUUAUUUUCGGAUCGAUGUGAUGAGUUAUGAUGGCGUGUAUCAUUGUGGAUUGCCUUCUUCUUCUUCUUCUUCUGUCUGUGUAUUUGGGAUAUCUUGCCGGGUUUGCCGCGUGUAACCCGAGAUGUGGCUGUAACUUUGACUUUGACUUUGACUUUGGAUGGGUUGACCUGAGCGAGCGCGAGCGAUUGAUUGAGCGGCGAUUUGUGAGCAUACCUUGCACGAGUAACGACGACCUGUUAAAUGAAGCACUUAAUCGCGAUGAGGUGCGGCUGACGGGAUGGUUCGAGCUGCGGGCGAUCUGCCGGGGCACCUGGUGGCUUCCGAGGUGAUCUAUCUAUCCAUCCCCGGGGGGGUGUUCUCUUUCCCACUCUUCGUGCAGAUGGUCUGUGCCUGCCCUGUGGCGUGUUGACCAGCGGGGAAUGGAUGCCGGGGAUAUCAGAGAGAGAUCAAGUCCUUG
This is a messenger RNA of Aspergillus sclerotioniger CBS 115572, 470 nucleotides long. RefSeq lists its product as uncharacterized. The record is from RefSeq and is a predicted model, not a curated record. Lineage: Eukaryota; Fungi; Ascomycota; Eurotiomycetes; Eurotiales; Aspergillaceae. The transcript has a single exon. The coding region runs from base 43 to 342 and encodes 99 amino acids.